AUGAGCUUAACUUCACGCCUGGCCGCUUCAUUUCCUCAAGGCAGCUCGGCCAGUGAUCAGUCUGACGCCGAACGCAAUGGAUUUACGGGGCCUGGCUUUGAGCUUGACGGCUCACGCCACGAUAAGCACGCCCGCAAGAUGCAAGAACUGGCGGGGGAGGAGUUAGAUCCUGAGAUGAAGAGGCCACCCUAUAUACAUUCAAUGCUUGCCGGAGGAAUUGGCGGAACGACCGGCGACAUCCUUAUGCACUCCCUGGAUACAGUUAAAACCCGACAACAAGGCGACCCUCAUUUCCCUCCAAAGUACACCAGUCUAUGGGAUUCGUAUGUCAAAAUCUUUCGGCAAGAGGGGGUUAGACGUGGACUUUAUGGAGGCUUUACUGCUGCCAUGUUGGGAUCUUUCCCUGGGACUGUCAUAUUCUUCGGAUCGUACGAAUAUUGCAAGCGCAACAUGCUAGACCGAGGCAUCAACCCCUCCGUGGCAUAUCUGACGAGUGGUUUCCUUGCCGAUUUCGCGGCGUCCAUUGUGUACGUGCCCUCCGAGGUCUUGAAGACUCGCUUGCAAUUACAAGGUCGAUACAAUAAUCCUUUCUUCCACUCCGGUUACAAUUACAAGUCGACAUGGGAUGCAGCCAGAACGAUCGCCCGCACCGAAGGCCUUGGUGCUCUUUAUUCGGGUUAUAAAGCGACGAUUGUGAGAGAUCUACCGUUUUCUGCGUUACAGUUCGCAAUCUACGAGCAGGAGAGAAAGUUGGCGCAAAGGUGGAAGGGCACACAGGAGAUUGGCUUUGGUUUAGAGGUGCUCACCGCAGUCUCAGCGGGUGGGUUUGCUGGUGUCAUGACUUGUCCCUUGGACGUUGUCAAGACGAGGACGCAAACGCAAAUCACUCCUCAAAGCCACUCGAAGGGUUCCCAGGCAUCCCAGUUGGACAAGACAGCGAAAACAGCCAAGUCGUCGGGCCAGACACACUCUCGAUUGAUCCACUCGGGACCUCGGACAGUGCUUCAUUCGGCCCCAACUCUCGAUACCUCCUCUGUUUUGACGGCACUAAAGCUCAUCUACAAAACCGAGGGCGUCGGCGGCAUGUUCCGUGGAGUAGGCCCUCGUUUUGUGUGGACAAGUGUUCAAAGCGGGACAAUGCUUGUUCUGUACCAGUAUCUGCUCAAGCAAAUGGAGAAAUUCCAGGCAGGUGAAGGGUCAGCGGUGUUUUGA
This is a messenger RNA of Exophiala dermatitidis NIH/UT8656, 1212 nucleotides long. RefSeq names its product MC family mitochondrial carrier protein. The record is from RefSeq and is a predicted model, not a curated record. The transcript has 3 exons. Gene Ontology annotation, biological process: magnesium ion export from mitochondrion. Gene Ontology annotation, molecular function: magnesium ion transmembrane transporter activity. Lineage: Eukaryota; Fungi; Ascomycota; Eurotiomycetes; Chaetothyriales; Herpotrichiellaceae. Bases 1 to 1212 code for a protein of 403 amino acids.